CGCCCCGCGCCGCAGCGGCCGCAGGAUGGCCGAGGGUGUCGGCUGUACCCUCGACUGCGCCUGCCAGCGCUUCCGGCCCGGGAAGAUGAACCACCGCCAGUGCGAGCAGUGCCGGCACGGCUGGGUGGCCCACGCUCUAAGCAAGCUGAGGAUCCCCCCUGUGUACCCCACAAGCCAGGUGGAAAUCGUCCAGGCCAAUGUGGUGUUUGACAUCAGCAGCCUCAUGCUCUACGGGACCCAGGCCAUCCCCGUCCGUCUCAAGAUCCUGCUGGACCGGCUCUUCAGCGUGCUGCCGCCGGCCGAGGUGCUGCGCAUCCUGCACGCGCUGGACUGGACGCUGCAGGAUUACGUCCGGGGAUACGUGCUGCAGGACGCGUCGGGGAAGGUGCUGGAUCACUGGAGCAUCAUGACCGGCGAGGAGGAGGUGGCUGCCCUGCAGCAGUUCCUGCGCUUCGGAGAGACCAAGUCCAUCGUGGAGCUCAUGGCCACCCAGGAGAAAGAGGAGCAGCCCCUCCUGCUGCCCCCCGCCACCGCCAGCAUUGACAUCCGGGCCUUCAUCGAGAGCUGCGGCCAGCGGGGCACCGGCCUUCCCGGCCCCGGGGGCCGGGGGAGCCCCAGCAGUACACACCCCUUCGAGAACCUCGUCAACAACAUGACUUUCCUGCUGCCUUUCCAGCUCCUGAACCCGGUGCCCCCCGCACUGAUAGGGGCGCUGCCUGAAGCCUACCUGCUGGAGCAGGCCCCGGCCCCCCAGCCCCAGCCAGAGGACGGCUCCGCCAUUCCCAAGUCCCCGCCGGGGCCGGCUGAGAAAGAGCCGUGUCUGGCCUAUCCCGAGACUGUUAAGAAGGAAGGCGGCGCCAGCCCCUACCCCACUGUCACCCAGAUGGAGGGGACACAGCUGUCCCCCGAGGCCAAAGUGAAGUCGGAGCGGAGCGGCCUGGGCACCAAGAAGGGCCGAGUGUUCUGCGCGGCCUGCAAGAAGACCUUCUACGACAAAGGCACGCUCAAGAUCCACUACAACGCCGUGCACCUGAAGAUCAAGCACAAGUGCACCGUCCAGGGCUGCAACAUGGUCUUCAGCUCGCUGCGCAGCCGCAACCGCCACAGCGCCAACCCCAACCCGCGGCUGCACGCGCCCGCCAACCGCAACAGCCGGGACAAGGACCUGCGGCACAGCCUGGGCCUGGCCGCCCGCGCCCCACGCCCCGCCUUCCCGGGGACCCCGCCCGCCUGCCCCAGCCUCGGCCACCACGGGGUGCUCUUCCCCAACCUGAGGACGGUGCAGCCCGUCCUGCCUUUCUACCGCAGCCCGGCCACCCCGGCGGAGCUGGCCCACACGCCCGGAGUGCUGCCGUCCCUGCCCCUGCUGUCCUCGGCCAUCCCGGAGCAGCUGGCCUCCACCGCCAUGCCCUUCCACGCCUUGCCCAAGAAGAAGUCCCGGAAGUCCAGCAUGCCCAUCAAAAUCGAGAAGGAGGCCGCGGAGCUCGUGCGGGAGAAGAGGCUCAGUUCGGACGAGGAGCCGCCCCUGCAGGGCGCCAGCGGGGAGGAGCCGGAGGCCUGCAGUCCUGGGGCCACCAGCACGCCCCCGGGGAGCCUGCGGUCGGGGCUGGCCCUCCCCGAGGCAGAGAGGCCUCACCACGGUGGAUCCGGGCCAGAGUCCAGGGGCGGCCUCGGCCGCAGCCCCGAGCCAGCCACCUGCCACUCAGAGAGGGGCGGUGAGCAGGCGCCAGGCCCGACAAAGGCCCCCAGGGAGGAGGAGGAUGGUGUCCGGGAGCGGCCGCUGCCCCCCGGGGUGGAGCCCUGCAUCUCGCUGCAGGGGCACAUGCUGGCCGGCGGGCUCUUCGGUGCCCUUUCCCCCAGAGGGCUGGCCUUUCCCGGCCUCGAAGACCCUAGAGAAUUGGAGCCGGGUGGCCAGCGGAUGUUCUCCAGCAAGGAGGGGGAACCCCGCUUCCAGUGCAACGUCUGCAAGAAGACCUUUAAAAACGCGUGCGGGGUGAAAAUGCACCACAAGAACAUGCAUGCCAGGGAGACCCACGCGUGCACGGUGCAGGGCUGCAGGGCCACCUUCCCGUCCCGCAGGAGCAGAGACAGACACAUCUCCAACCUCAACCUCCACCCGAACGUGCUGAGCCAGGAGGCGCUGGAGAGCAGCAGAGGCCACUUCCCGGCCGCCUACCUGCAGAAGGACGCGGCCACGGCAGCCUACCCGGGCGCGGCUCUCGCGCAGCCAGCCCCCCAGACUUCGGUCAUCUUCCAGGGAGCCAGCCGGAUGGGCGGCCUGGGCUGCCCCCUGGCCCCGGUCCGCAGUGCGGACCUGGAGGGCUACGCAUCCCGGCCGGCCAGCGAGAGCGCUGUCCUGGACCUGAGCGCCGCUUCCAGCGUGAAGUCAGAGGGCAGCAGCCGCUCGUCCUGGGACUCCGACGGGGCGAGCGAGGAAGGCAGGGUGCUCCUGGAGGACAGCGACGGGCCCUGCGGAGGGCCCAGCCCGGCCCCCGGGGAGGACGAGCACCCCCUCUGUGUCCUGAUGGCCAAGGCCGACCCGAACCUCACCAGCCUGCCGGCCGGGCCACCCACCACCUGCCAGCUCUGCCGGAGGAGCUACAGCAGCCAGGGGGCCCUGCGGGCGCACCACAAGACCGCGCACCUGCGCCAGCUGCACAAGUGCCGAGUCCCGGGCUGCGAAACCGCGUUCUCGUCGGUGCGCAGUCGCAACAGACACAGCCAGAACCCCAACCUGCACAGAAGCCUGGCCUCCUCACCGAGUCCCCCCCAGUGACGACCGGAGGCCCAGGUGUGGCGGCCGCCGCCAGGCCUCGGGAAUACGGUCGUCCAAAAAAAAGGCUUCUGACUCUGCUCCAGACUGGGGCCGGGGCGCAAUGCGGGGCUGACCCCUGGUCCACAGCAGGGUGAAGCCGGUGGGAGGCGGACGAGCAGCCCCGCCUGUUACUUCUCUGUGCCCAAGAGGUUUCUCACUGACAAAAGGAAAACUGGCAGGAAGGCUGUUCCCCAGGUUUGUUUACACAUUCCCUGGGAGAGCUGGGGCCUGCACACCCCGUCAGGCCGCACCCACGGGUCUGGCCAUGGGCCUGCAGAGCGAAAGGUCAAGCGGCCGUCGCGGCUGGAGCCGACGUCUGCCGUUCUCAGCCCUGCUUCCCCAGCCGCAUCCCAGGCCGAAGAUGUCUUUGGGGCUCUGCCUGCGCUUGGAGCGGUGAAGGGCAUUUCUGGGUCCCCACUGGGGCCUCAUUGCUUCCUUCAGGGAGUCCCGAGGGGGAGCAGGGUGCCUCUUAACUCACAGGAACUUGGGUGUCCCCAGAGACUGAGCCUUGGCCUGUGACACGAGUUCAGGAAGCAGUGAUCCCUUGCUCUUGAAAGUAGGUUCUUCAAUUUAAUUUAACAUUUGAUAAUAUUUAAUUUGUGUUUGUUUGGGUGCUCCUGGGCGCGCCCGCGUCUGCCCCGCCACCCCGUGACCCCAGCUCUAGAAAGGACCACGUUCACGGUGCGGCUGGUGCUCACAGGGGCGCUUCUGUCGGGCCUGGGUCUCAGGGUCCCGGGUCCCCAGCUGGCACCGCUAGGAAGCCGCGGCCUGAUGCUCUCGGCUUCCGCGCCAAGGGGAAGCUGGGGCCUGAGCGCCGAGCGUCUCUACUUACCACCUUCCGCGAGACAGCCCGGGCGCCCCACGCUAGCUGCGGCGGGCAGGACGCCGGCCGGC
Molecule: messenger RNA, 3709 nt
Organism: Talpa occidentalis (Iberian mole)
Lineage: Eukaryota; Metazoa; Chordata; Mammalia; Eulipotyphla; Talpidae
Gene: BNC1
Product: basonuclin 1
Exons: 5
Coding region: 26-2776 (916 amino acids)
Biological process (GO): regulation of transcription by RNA polymerase I
Cellular component (GO): nucleus
Source: RefSeq, a predicted model, not a curated record